AUGGCGUCUGGGGUGAUUGCCACAUCUCUGUUGCAAGGCACUCAGCAGCAAGGAAGCAGGCAGAGUAGAGAAGUGAUAUUGAACAUCAGUGAUGAUCAAAAAACCCAAUAUCUAAAUCAAGACUUCUACUCGAAUGCAUACAAUUAUGGUUACGAAAUCAGUCCAAACGGGCAGUUCCACCAUGAAGUACGUGGACCAGACGACAUAACAUACGGUUGCUAUGGCUACAUAGACCCGUUCGGAAAACUGAAGACCACAUUUUAUGUAAGCGACGGUUGGGGUUACCGAGUCGUCCAACCAGGAAAAGCAAUUGAAAUAUUUUUACACGAACACGAGCAUCAUCAGCAUGACGACUCGGAGCAACAUGGCCCCGAACAUCAUGAUCACCAUGAACAUCACGGUGUGAUAACAGAAUGGAAGGACUUGUAUUUCCCAGAAAUAUGUAGACAAUUCGACGGAACAAAUGAUAGGCCAAUUACAGUUCCGAGUCCAGGCGAAAAACCAGGCAUAAACGGUUCAAGCAGUGGUGGAACACCAAUCCAACCAGGAAAGCCACAACCUGGUUAUCCAGGAAUACCACCACAACCCGGAUACCCUGGUACACAAGGGCAUCCCGGAACACCUGGCACCCCUGCAACGCCAGGAAGACCUGGCCAGCCAGGAUACCCAGGAACACCUGGAGAACCACCACAACCCGGAUAUCCUGGUACACCUGGCCACCCUGGAACGCCAGGAAAACCUGGCCAGCCUGGAUACCCGGGAACACCACCACAACCCGGACAUCCAGGACACCCCGGAACACCUGGUGUACCACCACAGCCAGGAUACCCUGGAACACCUGGCACCCCUGGAACGCCAGGAAGACCUGGCCAGCCUGGACACCCGGGAACGCCACCACAACCCGGACAUCCAGGUACCCCUGGCCACCCCGGAACACCUGGCACACCACCGCAACCCGGAUAUCCUGGUAUACCUGGCCACCCUGGAACACCUGGGACACCUGGCAAACCGCCACAACCUGGAUAUCCUGGUACUCCUGGACACCCCGGAACACCUGGCACACCUGGCAAACCACCACAACCCGGAUAUCCCGGUACUCCUGCACACCCCGGAACACCUGGCACACCUGGAAAGCCAGGAGGACCUGGUCAGCCUGGAUACCCAGGAACACCUGGCAAACCACCACAACCUGGAUAUCCUGGUACUCCAGGACACCCCGGGACACCCGAAACACCUGGAAAACCACCACAACCCGGAUAUCCUGGUACUCCUGGACACCCAGGAACACCCGGCACCCCUGGAACGCCAGGAAGACCUGGCCAGCCAGGGCACCCGGGAACGCCACCACAACCUGGAUAUCCUGGUACUCCUGGACACCCCGAGACACCUGGCACACCACCACGGCCAGGAUAUCCUGGAACUCCAGGACACCCCGGAACACCUGGCACCCCUGGAACGCCGGGAGGACCUGGUCAGCCUGGACACCCCGGAACACCCGGAAUACCUGGCACACCGCCGCAUCCCGGAUAUCCUGGGACUCCAGGACACCCCGGGACACCUGGCACACCUGGCACACCACCACAGCCAGGAUAUCCUGGUACGCCUGGACAGCCUGGCCAUCCCGGCAGCCCUGGAACACCAGGAGGGCCUGGUCAACCUGGAUACCCAGGAACACCUGGCACACCUGGCAAACCACCACAGCCAGGAUAUCCUGGGACUCCAGGACACCCCGGGACACCUGGCACACCUGGCACACCACCACAGCCAGGAUAUCCCGGUACUCCUGGACACCCCGGAACACCUGGUACACCUGGAACGCCAGGAGGACCUGGUCAGCCGGGAUACCCAGGAACACCUGGCACACCUGGCAAACCACCACAGCCAGGAUAUCCUGGCACACCACCACAACCCGGAUAUCCUGGUACUCCUGGACACCCCGGAACACCCGGCACCCCUGGAACGCCAGGAGGACCUGGUCAGCCGGGAUACCCUGGAACACCUGGCACACCUGGCAAACCACCACAACCUGGAUAUCCUGGUACUCCAGGACACCCCGGGAAACCUGGAACACCUGGCAAACCACCACAACCCGGAUAUCCCGGUACUCCUGGACACCCCGGAACACCCGGCACACCUGGAACGCCAGGAACACCUGGCAAACCACCACAACCCGGAUAUCCCGGUACUCCAGGACACCCCGGAACACCUGGUAGACCUGGAACGCCUGGUAUACCACCACAGCCUGGAUAUCCGGGAAUACCAGGAGAACCUGGUCAUCCUGGUACCCCUGGAACACCAGGAAGCCCUGGUCAGCCUGGUCACCCGGGAACGCCACCACAGCCUGGAUAUCCUGGUACUCCUGGACACCCCGGAUAUCCUGGUACUCCUGGACACCCCGGGACACCUGGAACACCUGGCAAACCACCACAACCCGGAUAUCCCGGUACUCCAGAACACCCCGGAACACCCGGCACACCUGGAACGCCAGGAGGACAUGGUCAGCCGGGAUACCCUGGAACACCUGGCACACCUGGCAAACCACCACAACCUGGAUAUCCUGGUACUCCAGGACACCCCGGGAAACCUGGAACACCUGGCAAACCACCACAACCCGGAUAUCCCGGUACUCCUGGACACCCCGGAACACCCGGCACACCUGGAACGCCAGGAACACCUGGCAAACCACCACAACCCGGAUAUCCCGGUACUCCAGGACACCCCGGAACACCUGGUAGACCUGGAACGCCUGGUAUACCACCACAGCCUGGAUAUCCGGGAAUACCAGGAAAACCUGGUCAUCCUGGUACCCCUGGAACGCCAGGAAGCCCUGGUCAGCCUGGUCACCCGGGAACGCCACCACAGCCUGGAUAUCCUGGUACUCCUGGACACCCCGGGACACCUGGCACACCACCACAACCCGGAUAUCCUGGUACUCCUGGACACCCCGGGACACCUGGCACACCUGGCACACCACCACAACCCGGAUAUCCUGGUACUCCUGGACACCCCGGAACACCCGGCACACCUGGAACGCCAGGAGGACCUGGUCAGCCGGGAUACCCAGGAAUACCUGGCACACCUGGCAAACCACCACAACCUGGAUAUCCUGGUACUCCAGGACACCCCGGGAAACCUGGCACACCUGGCACACCACCACAACCCGGAUAUCCUGGUACUCCUGGACACCCCGGAACACCCGGCACACCUGGAACGCCAGGAGGACCUGGUCAGCCUGGAUACCCGGGAACACCUGGCACACCACCGCAACCCGGAUAUCCCGGUACUCCAGGACACCCCGGAACACCUGGUACACCUGGAACGCCUGGUAUACCACCACAGCCUGGAUAUCCGGGAACACCAGGACAACCUGGUCAUCCUGGAACCCCUGGAACGCCAGGAAGCCCUGGUCAGCCUGGUCACCCGGGAACGCCACCACAGCCUGGAUAUCCUGGUACUCCUGGACACCCCGGAACACCUGGCACACCUGGCAAACCACCACAGCCAGGAUAUCCUGGUACACCAGGGCACCCCGGAACACCAGGCACCCCUGGAACACCAGGAAGGCCUGGCGAGCCAGGACACCCUGGAACUCCACCACAACCAGGAUAUCCUGGUACACCUGGCCACCCUGGAACACCUGGGACACCUGGCACCCCUGGUGUACCAUCUCAGCCUGGAUUUCCUGGAACACCAGGAGGACCUGAAUAUCCUGGAACUCCUGGCCACCCUGGAAGGCCUGGUAAACCUGGACAUCCUGGUAGGCCUGGGCUGCCUGGCCAUCCCGGUAUCCCUGGAACUCCACCACAACCUGGAUAUCCUGGUACACCGGGCCACCCAGGAACACCUGGAACACCCGGCACACCUGGUGUGCCACCGCAGCCUGGAUAUCCCGGAACGCCUGGACAUCCCGGUGGUCCUGGAACACCAGGAACUCCUGGUCAGCCCGGAUACCCGGGGACACCUGGUACACCACCACAGCCUGGAUAUCCUGGAGCGCCUGGACAGCCUGGUCAUCCCGGCAGCCCUGGAACUCCACCACAACCUGGAUAUCCUGGUACACCUGGCCACCCAGGAACACCUGGAACACCCGGCACACCUGGUGUGCCACCGCAGCCUGGAUAUCCCGGAACGCCUGGACAUCCUGGUAGUCCUGGAACACCAGGAACUCCUGGUCAGCCCGGAUACCCGGGGACACCUGGUACACCACCACAGCCUGGAUAUCCUGGAGCGCCUGGACAGCCUGGUCAUCCCGGCAGCCCUGGAACUCCACCACAACCUGGAUAUCCUGGUACACCUGGCCACCCAGGAACACCUGGAACACCCGGCACACCUGGUGUGCCACCGCAGCCUGGAUAUCCCGGAACGCCUGGACAUCCUGGUGGUCCUGGAACACCAGGAACUCCUGGUCAGCCCGGAUACCCGGGGACACCUGGUACACCACCACAGCCUGGAUAUCCUGGAGCGCCUGGACAGCCUGGUCAUCCCGGGAGCCCUGGGACUACACCGCAGCCUGGAUAUCCCGGAACGCCUGGACAUCCUGGUGGUCCUGGAACCCCUGGAACACCAGGGACACCUGGUCAGCCUGGAUACCCUGGAACGCCUGGACAGCCUGGCCAUCCCGGUACUCCAGGCAUACCAGGUAAACCUAGUAAGCCUGGGAAACCUGGCAAACCCGGAAAACCUGGCCAUCAUGGUAAGCCUGGAAGUGAAACGUAUCCACCGGAAGGUAUACCUGGAACGGACGAAUUACCGGGCACACCGCCAUAUCCGCCACAACCUGGAUAUCCCGGAUCUCCAGGCAGACCUGGCAGACCCAGUAAACCUGGAAAGCCUGGACAUCAUGGGCAGCCUGGAUCACCUGGCACACCGGGAACACCAGGUAUUCCUGGCAUUCCAGGAACGCCUGGAACACCAGGGACCCCCCCACAUCCUGGAUACCCUGGAACUCCUGGUACUCCUGGUAUUCCAGGAACGCCUGGAACACCAGGAACCCCCCCACAUCCUGGAUACCCUGGAACUCCUGGUAGUCCAGGAUCACCAGGCUCGCCGGGUACGCCAGGUAUUCCUGGCAUUCCAGGAACGCCUGGAACACCAGGGACCCCCCCACAUCCUGGAUACCCUGGAACUCCUGGUACUCCUGGUAUUCCAGGAACCCCUCCAUACCCUGGAUACCCAGGAACUCCUGGUACACCUGGCAUUCCAGGAACGCCUGGAACCCCCCCACAUCCUGGAUACCCUGGAACUCCCGGUAUUCCUGGUACACCUGGCAUUCCAGGAACCCCUCCACACCCUGGAUACCCAGGAACUCCUGGUACACCUGGCAUUCCAGGAACGCCUGGAACCCCUCCCCAUCCCGGAUACCCUGGAACUCCUGGUAGUCCAGGAUCACCAGGCUCGUGCAUUCCUGGCACUCCUGGCAUACCGCCACGACCCGGACACCAUGGCAAGCCGGGCAAGCCAGGAAAACCCGGUAGACCUGGAGAACCGGAUACACCUGGCACACCGCCUUAUCCACCCCAGCCAGGAUAUCCAGGUCCUCCUGGAUACCCAGGAACUCCAGGUAUACCAGGAACCCCAGGAACACCUGGAACGCCGCCUCAUCCCGGAUAUCCAGGAACACCAGGUACGCCGGGAACGCCAGGAAUACCUGGAACACCAGCACAACCUGGACAUCCUGGAACUCCUGGAACUCCUGGAACACCUGGUAUACCACCGCAACCUGGAUAUCCUGGCGUACCUGGUACGCCUGGAAGACCAGGUAAGCCCGGAGAGCCGGGUACACCCGGUACUCCGCCUUAUCCACCUCAACCAGGAUAUCCAGGAAUACCAACUACUCCUGGAUCACCCGGAACACCUGGAAUUCCUGGAACGCCCGGAUCACCUGGAUUCCCUGGUAAACCAGGGAAGCCUGGUCAUGGACAUCCUGGAACAUCUAAACCAGAUCACGAUCAGCAUCCUCCGUAUCCUGGAUAUCCCACUGAUCCCCAAGGUCCAAUUGGUGGUGACGGUGGUGUUGGGCCUGAUGGUCCAAACGGUCCAUGGCCCAAUGGUCCCGACGGCCCCGAAGGUCCGGGUGGUCCCGAAGGUCCUGGAGGACCUGUGGGUGGUAUUGGUGGCAUCGGCGGUGUAGGCGGCGACGGUGGCGUAGGACCUGACGGUCCAGACGGUCCGUGGCCAACAGGUUCACCUGGUCCCGACGGACCAUGGCCUGGAGAUCCAGAUUAUGUACCCGGUGGAAAACCAACAUCGAGGCCUCGAUACGAAGGCCCGAUCAAACUUCAAUAUCCACUGAAAUAUCACGAGCCUACGACACCGACAUCCGUACGCGAACCAUUCUACGGAGACUACGGAGAGAAACAAGUGGAACGAUUAACUUCUAGUUCCCAGUUCGACUCGAACCAUAGAAAAAGUGGCACGUUCGAUAGAAAUUACGACAAGAGCGUCGAAUCGACUGCGUUCGGGUACCCGAUCAAAAUAAGCAGUCCCUUCGGUACAAAAGACACGCGCUAUCAAACCGAAUACUAUCAGGGACAAGUGAAUCAGAACGCAGACACGAUCAACUCUCUGCUCCAGCGGAAAGAAUCACGAAAGUUCACGGACGAAGAAACCGACAACGUCUACACAAGCGUUACGAAAACUGCACCACAACGAAUACCACAAACCACUCGAAACGAAGUGAAAACAUCCAGCAACGCGAAGUAUACCGACCAAGAGCAAUACGAGCAAGCCAACCGGGGUCAUCGUAAAUUCUCCCAACAGUUCGCGAAUGUGAAUCAACCUGACCUAGACCAUCCAAUUGUUCAGAUAGAGACAAACAGCGCCGCGUAUCAAAGAGGCGAGGCCCAGGCGAACGUAAAGUAUCAAUCGACCGGCGGAGGUAACGCGGCGGCAUUCAUCAAACAGGUAAACGAAUUGUCUGAAAUCGAAUCGUUAGACCCUGGACCAGAUAUCACCGCUAUCGGGGUACAACCCCCGAGCAACAAUAAGCCCUACCAGCAAUCAAUAGGGCCAGACCCAAAAACCUGUCCCUGCUACCUUGUCGAACCGGGCAAUGACACCGUUGCUACAACCAGCACGACAUCCGCUCCUUUAAUCGGUCAGCUUGGCUUCAUUCCCGUGGUGUUCGUACCCUAUUGUCCGGGCGACGAGACGGACAGCCAACACAUGAAGGACAUGUUCCCGUCCGCCAUGCCUGUACCGUACACGUGCAACGCGUGCGGCGCCGCCCAAACCGGGCGGAUCGAGACGAGGCUUCUCAGCCUGAAUCAGCUCGGGAACGUCGAGAACCUACGGGAGGCGUUGCGCCAAGCGAAACUUGGAUUUUUGAAUGUUUCAGCCCGGAAUAAUCGUAACGAGAGGCGACGAGCGAAGAGCCGGGACGACACGCGACGACGAGUGUAA
This is a messenger RNA of Dufourea novaeangliae, 7401 nucleotides long. RefSeq names its product collagen alpha-2(IV) chain-like. NCBI's taxonomy places the organism in Eukaryota, Metazoa, Arthropoda, Insecta, Hymenoptera, Halictidae. The transcript has 5 exons. The record is from RefSeq and is a predicted model, not a curated record. Bases 1 to 7401 code for a protein of 2466 amino acids.